AUGGCGAGCGGCGGCUCGUGGCGCGACGACGCGGGCGACGACGACGACGACGAGGACGACGACGAGGACGAGUGCGCGUCCGUCGAGUUCGAGCCGUUCAGCGACUCGUGCUCCAGCGACCUGGACGGGCUGGACCUGGCGCUGUUCGAGCCCGCGGCCAAAGCGGGCGCCGGCUCGGCAGCAGCCCCGCGGCCGCGCGCCGCGCCCACCCAGUGCUGCUCACACUGCUGCCCCAGCGUCGCCAUCUUCUCUCAGCUCUUCAUCCUCACCGAGAAGAAGCCCAGGCGUGACAAGGAGCCGCAGAUCGGACACCGGCCUGCCAACGUGCUGAAGGAGGAGCGCGUGCCGCUGGUGGCGUGGGAGCCGUACUUCUGCGUGCUGCUGCAGGACGAGCAGACGCUCACGGCCUACCGCAGCGAGGAGCUCUCGAUCGGAGACGCGCUGUUCGUGGAGCUGCCGCGCGUGCGGCUGGACGGCGGCGCCAAGGCGUUCCGGCAGCGCUGGGGCUACGAGCCGUGCCCGCCGCCGCCGCUGCUCGAGGAGGACGAGGCUUCCGACGGCGCGCCCGAGACCGCGUCGCUGCACGAGGACGCCGCGCUGCGCACGCUGCACACCCCGCCCAGAGUUCGUGCAUACUGGUAA
Molecule: messenger RNA, 642 nt
Organism: Schistocerca nitens (vagrant locust)
Lineage: Eukaryota; Metazoa; Arthropoda; Insecta; Orthoptera; Acrididae
Exons: 5
Coding region: 1-642 (213 amino acids)
Source: RefSeq, a predicted model, not a curated record